Molecule: messenger RNA, 510 nt
Organism: Populus nigra (black poplar)
Lineage: Eukaryota; Viridiplantae; Streptophyta; Magnoliopsida; Malpighiales; Salicaceae
Exons: 4
Coding region: 1-336 (111 amino acids)
Cellular component (GO): chloroplast
Source: RefSeq, a predicted model, not a curated record
AUGGUAAAGUGGGGAGUAACUCAUGUGGACUCUGCACUCUGCACUCGCACACCGCGAAGCAAUUCGCUGACUUACAACAUAAGCUCUUCAUUGCUCGAUAUUGGACAACAAUUGAUUGACAUUUUUGAGUUCCCAAUAAAACUUGUCUUGUCUCCUUUCACUCUCGCCUUUGACAUUGUGGGCUCUGCUCCUCGUGGGUUUGGUGUCCCUGAACUAAUCUCCAAGCUCUCCUCUGCUUCUAUCUUUGCUAUUGCUACUUUGGGGAUCUAUGAUAUUGCCUUGGAGAUGGGAAAGAAAGUGAUAUGUCAAAGGAAUUGUCAGACUUGCAAUGGAUAGCAGGCAUUACAAUGUAAUAUGUGCAAAGGAGCAAGGAAGGUUCAUUAUCAAGUAAAAAAUUACACCUUGAGAAGGUAGUUAAUGGGGUAAAGCUCACUAAAAUAAAAUCUUGUGGUACUAGAGAAAACCAGACUCUCACAGACUGAGCAAUAUUGAUUAAAUAUGCAUCGAAAC